This is a messenger RNA of Plenodomus lingam JN3, 1155 nucleotides long. RefSeq lists its product as uncharacterized. The record is from RefSeq and is a predicted model, not a curated record. Gene Ontology annotation, molecular function: low-affinity zinc ion transmembrane transporter activity. Gene Ontology annotation, cellular component: plasma membrane. Gene Ontology annotation, biological process: zinc ion import across plasma membrane. NCBI's taxonomy places the organism in Eukaryota, Fungi, Ascomycota, Dothideomycetes, Pleosporales, Leptosphaeriaceae.
AUGGAAUCUGUCGCCCUGAACGCCGCACGACUUGUGCUUCGCCAGGAUGCUGGUGAGCCGCCAGUGGUGGAAUGUGAGACGGCAAACGAGUAUGAUGGUCGCAUGGGCAUCAGGAUCUCUUCCAUAUUCGUCAUUUUGAUCGGUUCCAUGUGGGGUGCCGUAUUUCCAGUCUUUGCCAAACGUAUGCGUUCGAGAUAUGUACCCCAAUGGGCCUUCUUUGUCGCCAAAUACUUUGGAUCCGGUGUCAUUGUCUCGACGGCCUUCAUUCACCUUCUCGCGCCUGCCAAUGAGGCCUUGACUAACCCCUGCUUGACUGGUGUCAUCGUUUCCUACCCUUGGGUCGAGGGCAUUGCCCUCAUGGUUAUCUUCGUCAUGUUCUUCAUCGAGCUCAUGACGAUGCGCUACGCAACUUUCGGCAGCAGCAAUGACCAUGCUCAGGAGCACAAGGAGCACAAGCUCGAAGCACCCCACACCCAGGCUGUCUCAGCCGGGACCCAGAGCACAACCGACCUGAGCAAUCGCAAGUCGCAGGAUCCAGAGGCCGCCGUUCCAACCGCCAACCCUCAUCUUCGUGGCGAAGACCACUUGGGCCACCAACGCGACCACGUAGAUAACUCAGAUGUGGAUUCCGACUGGGAGACCCGUGGCUUCGUACCCGAGACCUACUCUGCCCAACUCACUUCCGUCUUCAUCCUCGAAUUCGGUGUCAUCUUCCACUCGGUCUUUGUCGGCUUGACCCUGGCCGUCGCAGGUGCAGAGUUCAUCACACUCUACAUUGUACUCGUUUUCCAUCAAACCUUUGAGGGCCUUGGUCUCGGUGCCCGUCUCGCAGAGGUUCCCUGGCCUGCAAGUAAACGCUGGACCCCUUAUCUCCUGGCCAUGGGAUACGGCAUUUCCACACCCAUUGCCAUUGCCAUUGGCCUCGGGGUCCGAGAAAGCUUCGCGCCCGAGUCACGCACCACGCUCCUUGUCAAUGGCGUCUUCGACUCCAUCAGUGCUGGCAUCCUCAUCUACACGGGCCUGAUUGAACUCAUGGCCCAUGAAUUCAUGUUCAGUUCGUAUAUGCAAAAAGGCCCUGUUAGCAGGACACUCAAGGCUUUUACCCUCAUGGUUCUCGGUGCUGGGUUAAUGGCACUCCUAGGUUUCUGGGCCUAG